AAACUAUUGACAUUUGUUUUUCUCUGAUAUCGAUUCCAGGCAAAAAUUAUUAAAAACUGGACUAGUUAUUAAGUUUUCACGUUUAAAUUAUUAAUAGAUUCCUGCGAUUAAUGCAUUUUACCCGUACUAGGAUGGUGUAAAUAGUGGUUUUACUGUUCUGCGUUACGUUUUUUUUAACCGAAAUGAGCGGCUCUGCCCCCCAUACCCCAGAAAUGGACAGGGGAAAAGAAACCAGUAACAGCCAACUGAGUUCACCAAUAGUCCAAAGACCCGAGGGCGAAACAGCAGUCCAUUUCAGCAAUGAAAUUGACCGAACCGAAACGACUGCCAUGACAAGCGCAGGUCCCAGAGUACCAGCACCCCCUCCUGGUCCUGGUGUUGCGGAAAUCGAUAGGAUCAUGAACAUGUCGAUGCCCACCAGCUCUUCGAUCGAAGACAUUCCACCCCCAAAGGCGGAUUAUAAUGCUCCGCCACCUUACGAGGUGGCUGCCCAACCCACCAAAUUACCGACCUACGAAGAGGUGCAGAGAGAGAAGAAUUUGGAGGAGGCCGAACUGUUGGGACUCUCUAUUGUUAAUGUGGUUGACGAUCCUACUGUGUUUCGAAGUCCUCCGAAUCAAAGGAUUUUAUUGCCGAUCGAUAACGAGGCCCACGAGGAGGCGGACACCAGCCUUUUGGGGACCGAUUUUAUGUUUUAUAUCGCUUUUUUCGUUGCAUUUAUCUUCAAUUGGAUCGGGUUCUUGCUGCUGAUGUGCUUCUGUCACACUAUCGCCUCGCGAUACGGAGCUUUGUCCGGUUUCGGACUGUCGUUGGCCAAAUGGACUUUUAUCGUUCAACAUUCCACCGAGUUGGCUUCGAGGGACAACAGCUGGUUGUGGUGGCUCAUUAUGACUUUCGGGCUUAUAAUAUGCAUUCGAGCAAUCCUGCAGUAUUUGAACAUAAAACGUGGUUGGCACAUGCUCUCAGCCAGCCAUCAGGAGAGACUUUUGUUCUUCUAUUAGAUGAGAUUCGUCCGUCGGUGUCACCACAUCGUGGUGGGGUAGUUAGUAACUUUUAAAAUGACACACAAACCGACUGUAGACGUCGUAAUCUCUGUAGAAAAUGUGAUCGUGUAUAAUUGUCUUUGGCAGAAGGUUUCCAAUCGAAGAAAUUUCUCUGUGGUAAUAAUAAUUAAUUAGUUUCGAUGGUGUGCGUUUGAAAAAUAACCAUGCAGCUUUUAUUAGAAAAUGUAUGUUCAAGUAGAAACAAAAAAAAAUGAAGACAGUUGAAUUAUUUACAAUUUUAGAGCAAAGGGAGGUAUGUGUAUAAGUCGGUGACAUUCGCUUCAUGGAUUUUUUAAACCCAUCUUAAUAAAGCACUUAAAUAUUAUAAAUUUUGUAAUAAAUGAAGAAGAUUCACGUUGGUAGUUAAAUAUAUUUGCAAAAAACAAUUUUUGUAAUGCUUAUUCCAUUUUUUUAUAUAUAGUUUUUGUUAUUUUUUAUUAUAUUUAUAUUGUCAUUAUAGUGAUAAAUAAAAGAUUCAACAAUA
Messenger RNA from Anthonomus grandis grandis, 1527 nucleotides. Its product is annotated as NEDD4 family-interacting protein 1-like. NCBI's taxonomy places the organism in Eukaryota, Metazoa, Arthropoda, Insecta, Coleoptera, Curculionidae. Gene Ontology annotation, cellular component: endoplasmic reticulum; Golgi apparatus; perinuclear region of cytoplasm. Gene Ontology annotation, molecular function: WW domain binding. The transcript is spliced from 6 exons. The coding region runs from base 183 to 1001 and encodes 272 amino acids. The record is from RefSeq and is a predicted model, not a curated record. Gene Ontology annotation, biological process: ubiquitin-dependent protein catabolic process; vacuolar transport; positive regulation of protein ubiquitination.